Necator americanus (New World hookworm) is the source of this 717-nucleotide messenger RNA. RefSeq lists its product as uncharacterized. The transcript has a single exon. Lineage: Eukaryota; Metazoa; Nematoda; Chromadorea; Rhabditida; Ancylostomatidae. Bases 1 to 717 code for a protein of 238 amino acids. The record is from RefSeq and is a predicted model, not a curated record.
AUGGCAACUUCUCUCAAGAUCCGGAAAGGGGUCGUGACUCGCCAAUUUAAUGUGCUAGCCGACGCCCUCAAAAAUUAUGUCAGUCUGGGUGAAACCGAAAUAUCCGUCAUGGAAGGAGAUUUCGCAGCAAAAAUGUGCGAAAUAGACUCAGCGUUAGUAUAUAUUCGCACUGUACAAACUUCUCUCCAAAAGGCCAUUUACGCGUUUGCCGAAACUGUCGACAGCAUAGAAAUGCCACCAGGAGGUGAAGAAGAAAAACGCGUUUCGGAACACAUCGAAAAAGUCAACGCACUCCUUUCCGAAACGGAAACAUUUCUCGCGCGUCUUGAGGUGCAAAAACACGUCUUGACGAUGAAAAUGAGAACUCAAACGGGAGUACAAGUAUAUCCGGACCCUGGAGUGCAAAAUCAGGAAACACCGGUGGGCCGCGUAGAAUUACCCAGACUUCCUAUCCCAGAAUUUAACGGCAAAAGUUGGCAGUGGGACAAUUUCUGGGAAUUGUUUAAAGCCACAGUACACUCACUCCCGCUCUCAAAUUUACAGAAGUUCAAUUACUUACUGAGAGCAUUAAAGAGAGAGGCACGACAGUCUGCAGAACGCUUUCAAGUGACUGCAUCAAAUUAUCCCCUAGUGUUGGAACACUUGCGGGAAAAGUACGGCAAUACGUCUGCAAUCAUAACUAAUCUACAUGAAAGAUUAGAGACUUGGACUGCAUGA